This is a messenger RNA of Vanderwaltozyma polyspora DSM 70294, 1980 nucleotides long. It is a transcript of the gene SLY1, whose product is annotated as syntaxin-binding protein. Gene Ontology annotation, molecular function: syntaxin binding. The transcript has a single exon. The coding region runs from base 1 to 1980 and encodes 659 amino acids. Gene Ontology annotation, biological process: intracellular protein transport; endoplasmic reticulum to Golgi vesicle-mediated transport. The record is from RefSeq and is a predicted model, not a curated record. Gene Ontology annotation, cellular component: cytosol; Golgi membrane. Lineage: Eukaryota; Fungi; Ascomycota; Saccharomycetes; Saccharomycetales; Saccharomycetaceae.
AUGACGGAUAAUUUAAUCAAUAGGGAUGAAACGAGUUUAAGAGACCUACAAAUUAGGUCAAUUGUUAAAAUGUUGUUUUUAAACAAAGUGAACAUUGAGAAUGACAUUGGCAAUGGUGCUAAUGGUGCCAAUUUGUUAGAUAGUAUUGAUUUGGAGAAUUCCUUUAAUGAAAAUGAAUUGAAUUGGAAAGUUUUAAUUUUGGAUAAAAAAACUACUGAUAUUAUAUCUUCAAUUUUACGUGUCAAUGAUUUAUUGAAAUGUGGUAUUACUGUUCAUUAUUUGAUCAAUCAAAGUAGAUCUGCUUUGUCUGAUGUCCCUGCUGUUUAUUUUGUCUCCCCAACUAAGGAGAAUAUAGAUUUCAUUGUUGAAGAUUUAAAAUCUGAUAGAUACUCUGAUUACCAUUUAAAUUUUAGUUCAAACUUACCAAGAGAUUUAUUAGAAGAUUUAGCUAAACAAGUCACUCAAAUAGGAAAAUCAGAUAGAAUCAAACAGGUUUAUGAUCAAUAUUUGGAUUUCGUAGUCACAGAACCAGAAUUAUUCUCUCUGGAAAUAUCAAAUACUUACUCGAUUUUAAAUAACCCAUCAACUACUGAGGAAAUCAUUAAUACACUUUGUGAACAGAUCGCAACAGGUUUGUACAAUACUGUGAUCACUACUAAUACCAUACCAAUCAUUAGAUCUCCAAUUGGUGGCCCUGCUGAAAUCAUAUCUGAAAAGCUAGGUGCUAAGUUACGUGAUUAUGUCAUAAAUACAAGAUCUUCUGGUCUGACAGAUGCUGAUUCAUUAGAGAGAUGUGUAUUGAUCAUUCUAGAUAGAAAUAUCGAUUUCUCUUGUAUGCUGGGGCACUCUUGGAUUUAUCAAUGUAUGGUUUUCGACGUUUUCAAUUUAGCAAAGAAUAUUAUCUCGAUCCCAGUUAAAGAUGAUAAAACUGAAAAUAUUACUUAUAAAAAGUACGAUUUAGAUCCAAACGAUUUCUUUUGGAAUCAAAAUUCUCAUCUACCAUUUCCUGAAGCUGCUGAAAAUGUAGAAAUUGCCUUAACAAAAUAUAAAGAAGACGCUGCAGAAAUAACUAAGAAAACCGGUGUCUCUAAUUUAACUGAUUUAGAUCCAAAUUCAAGUAAUGAUACCGUCCAAAUCCAAGAGGCUGUAAAAAAAUUGCCUGAAUUGACCUCUAGAAAAGCUGUCAUUGAUACACACAUGAAUAUUUUCGCUUCUCUUUUGUCACAAUUAGAAACUAAAGGUUUGGAUUCCUUCUUUGAAGUUGAACAAUCUCCUGAUAACGCCAAGACUAGAGCUAGAUUCUUGGAAAUUUUAAAGGACGGCAACACUACUAAUUUGGAAGAUAAAUUAAGAACAUUCAUGGUUUUAUACUUAACCUCGACUGAUGGUUUGCCAAAAGACUUCAUUAACGAUGUUGAAAAAUACUUCCAAAAUAAUAACUUUGAUAUUAAUGGUCUAAAAUACGUUUAUAAAUUAAGAGAAUUUAUGCAGUUGUCGAACAUGACAUUACAGAAUAAAUCGUUAGAAGAUGGCUCAAGCAAAGCAUCAACUGGUAAGGGCUCAACCCUAUCUGGAUUAUACAGUUUAACUGAAGGUAGAUUACAAGGUGGUGUUGGUAGUUUAAUUUCAGGUAUUAAGAAAUUGUUGCCAGAAAAGAAAACAAUCCCAAUUACUAAUGUUGUUGAAGCUAUAAUGGAUCCAUUGAAUAGUUCCCAAAAGAAUACAGAAACUACUGAUGGUUACUUAUAUUUUGAUCCUCGUUCUACUAGAGGCUCUCACACAAAGAAACCUAAGAGACAAUCUUAUAAUAAAUCUAUUGUAUUUGUUGUUGGUGGUGGUAACUAUUUAGAAUAUCAAAAUUUACAAGAAUGGGCUCAUUCUGAAAUUCAUAACCCAAAGAAAGUUAUGUAUGGUAGUACAGCUAUUGAAACACCAAAGGAAUUUAUUAAUGAAAUUACUACUUUGGGAUCAAUGAACUAG